Molecule: messenger RNA, 1227 nt
Organism: Aspergillus pseudotamarii
Lineage: Eukaryota; Fungi; Ascomycota; Eurotiomycetes; Eurotiales; Aspergillaceae
Gene: ppe1
Product: putative ribosomal protein/carboxylic ester hydrolase (Ppe1)
Exons: 4
Coding region: 1-1227 (408 amino acids)
Biological process (GO): protein demethylation
Molecular function (GO): protein methylesterase activity
Source: RefSeq, a predicted model, not a curated record
AUGAGCGAACUGCAGAAAUCCUUCGCCAAAGCAAAACUGGCCAAGCUCCCUCCCGAGGCCCCACCGUUCUCCAUGCAUCCACCCCGCGAUGAAGACGACUCCGAGUCCGCCUCGUCAACGGGGACCGUGGUUCCCUCGCCCAGUCGGCAGCUGUUUGCUAGGUCUCGAGGAUCUAAUUCCACCGAAACAUUAAAUUGGACCGAUUUUUUCACUCAAGAGCUCUUUCUCGUUCAAGAGACAGACUCUGCGCGCAUAACACACCAUGUAUACCUGACUCCUCCCACAAAUUCGGGUCCGCUGUUCGUCAUGCACCAUGGCGCCGGCUCAUCGGGGCUCUCAUUUGCAACCUGCGCUGAGGAGAUUCGGAGGAUCCUUCCCAAGGCGGGAAUUCUUUCUAUCGAUGCGCGAGACCACGGCCAGACGUCUACAUCCACGGAAGCGGGAGAAGGAAAGGUCGAAUUGGACUUAAGCUUGGAGACGCUCAAUCGGGAUUUGGUUUUCAUUGUCCGUGAGACGCAGUCGAAGAUGGGUUGGGAAAGUCUACCUGAUAUUCUCCUUGUGGGACAUAGUCUGGGUGGUGCAGUCAUCACAGAUGUAGCGAAGAAGGGGGAAUUGGGUUCGAAGUUGUUAGCCUAUGCUGUUUUGGAUGUUGUCGAGGGUUCGGCAAUGGACGCUCUCCAAAGCAUGGAAAAGUAUCUUUCUACACGGCCCUCUCGAUUCCCCUCCCUUGCCUCAGGGAUUGAAUGGCACACUCGCUCCCGCACAAUCCGCAACAGAACCUCAGCCCGCGUCUCCGUACCAUCCCUUCUUUACGAGGAAACAGCGCCCACCGACCCCUCCAAACCAUGGGUAUGGCGCACCAACCUCGCCGAAACGAAGCCCUUUUGGGAAAACUGGUUCAUCGGUCUGAGUAAGAAGUUCCUUGAAGCGCGUGGCGGAAAGUUACUUCUUCUUGCUGGAACCGAUCGCCUGGAUAAAGAAUUGAUGAUUGGGCAAAUGCAGGGUAAGUAUCAGCUGCAGGUAUUUCCCGAAGCAGGGCACUUCGUACAGGAAGACCAACCGGCCAAGACGGCUCGGGUGCUGGUAGACUUCUACAAGAGAAAUGACAGGAGUGCUUUGGUACUGCCGCCCAAGGUGGCAGAUAUGCAGGCCUCGGCGGCUAUGAAACAGGGAGCUGGAGCUGUUCCGCCCUUUGGGAGGGGGCAGGGCUCAUUUCAUAAACCAUAG